Vicugna pacos (alpaca) is the source of this 1798-nucleotide messenger RNA. The record is from RefSeq and is a predicted model, not a curated record. Lineage: Eukaryota; Metazoa; Chordata; Mammalia; Artiodactyla; Camelidae.
AUGAACCGGAAAAUCUGGUACUCCCACGACCUAGCAUAUAGGAGCCACUCCAAAGGGCUGGGGACGGUCGAUCGUGCCCGUGGAGCAGGCCCGAGGCGGCGGGGCGCGGGCGCAGCGGGGGCCGGGAGACCCCCCACCCCGACCGGCUGCUGCCCUUCCCCAGGACCCUGCGCACGUCCCUCCCCAGCCUCCGAGCCCAGCUCCUCACUGAACGGAGGAGAGAUCUCGACCUUGGAUGUGGGUGGGCCCGGGGUCUGCGCUCUGAUCGCGGCCGUUUCUGUUGCUCCGCAGGCCCUCCCACCUGUCACCCUGGCCCUUCUCUGCUUGGACGGCGUCUUCCUCUCCUCGGCCGAGAAUGACUUCGUGCACCGCAUCCAGGAGGAGCUGGACCGCUUCCUGCUGCAGAAGCAGCUGUCAAAGGUCCUCCUUUUCCCUCCACUCUCCAGUCGCCUCCGGUACCUGAUCCACAGGACAGCAGAGAAUUUUGAUCUUUUGAGCAGCUUCUCUGUUGGGGAAGGCUGGAGGAGGAGAACGGUCAUCUGUCACCUGGACAUCAGGUUACCCAGUUCAGAUGGACUCUCUGGCCCCUGCCGCCCUCCUGCCUCCCACCCUAGCAAGUACCGAGGUCCUCGGCCUGCUUCAAGCCAGGGAGCGGCCGCUGGUCCCCGAGGGGCGCGGGCCGGCCGGUGGCACCGCGGACGCAAGCCGGACCAGGCUUUGUAUGUGCCCCGCGUGCUGCGCAGGCAAGAGCGGGCGCCACCCACACCCUCAGGGCUCCAGGGAGAUGCUCCAGCCGGAGGGCCCCCAGAAGACCCCGGAGAUAUGGGUGCUGGGGACCCCAGCUCUGAUCAGGAACUUCCUGUGUCAGUGACUCAGGCAGCAGAGGACGGAAAAGGCCCAGGCAAAAGUUGUAAGAAAGAGUCGCUGCCGGACUCAGUGGCCGCCGAGUCCCUGGGGCCUGAGAGCCACUCAGGGACGGGACACGGGUCAGAGAUGGCCACACAGCCUGGGCCGGGUCUGCAGCCCGACUUGGAAGAGGGGAAUGGGAGUGAGCUGGAGAGGAGCCUGGCGGCCGAGGAGGAAGAGGAGGAGGUGGAAGAGGAGGGGCCUGGCAGCUGCUCCGAGGACGAUUACAGUGAGCUGCUGCAGGAGAUAACGGACAACCUGACUGAGAAGGAGAUUCAGGUAGAGAAGAUCCACGUGGACACGUCCUCCUUCACAGAGGAGCUGCCUGGAGAGAAGGACUUUGCCCACGUGGUGGAGAUCUAUGACUUUGAGCCGGCGCUCACCACCGAGGACCUGCUGGCAGCGUUUUCCGAGUUCCAAGAGAAGGGGUUCAGGAUCCAGUGGGUGGACGACACGCAUGCGCUCGGAGUCUUCCCGUGCCUGGCCUCAGCUGCUGAGGCCCUGACCAGGGAUUUCUCCACGCUCAAAAUCCGGCCCCUCAUGCAGGGAACCAAGCAGUCCAAGCUGAAGGCCCUGCAGAGGCCCAAGCUCCUGCGUCUGGCGAAGGAGAGACCACAGACAAACACAGCUGUGGCCCGGAGGCUGGUGGCCCGGGCCCUGGGGCUCCAACACAGAAAGAAAGAGCGGCCUGUGAUGGAGAGCCAACCGCUGCCCUGAGGCCCUGAGAGGGCCGGCCUGGUCGGCGCCCCCACCCCCGCAGCUCAGCUGGGACCCCAACACCACAGGCCACACACAAGAGCCCUGAGCUAUCCUUGGAGCAUCACUGGGCGUGGUGGGCUUUAGUUUGCUCUGGGUUCAGAAGUUGAAAAAUAAAAACGUAAGAGUUGUUAUA